Saccostrea cuccullata (small rock oyster) is the source of this 2943-nucleotide messenger RNA. Its product is annotated as probable RNA-binding protein 19. Bases 66 to 2801 code for a protein of 911 amino acids. Gene Ontology annotation, molecular function: mRNA binding. NCBI's taxonomy places the organism in Eukaryota, Metazoa, Mollusca, Bivalvia, Ostreida, Ostreidae. The transcript is spliced from 27 exons. The record is from RefSeq and is a predicted model, not a curated record. Gene Ontology annotation, cellular component: ribonucleoprotein complex; cytoplasm; nucleus.
CGGUUUAGGAUUGACAGAGAAACAGAUACACGUGCUUGCAUUUUCGUCAAUCAUUGUGAUCAGAUAUGUCGAGAUUGAUAGUGAAAAAUUUACCCAAAAAGAUCAAAGAAGAGAGAGUGCGUUCGAUAUUUGGUUCAGUCGGAACGCUGACAGAUUGUUCUCUGAAGUACACCAAAGAUGGUGUGUUUAGGAACUUUGCAUUCAUAGGAUAUUCCUCUGAAGCAGAGGCUGACCAGGCUAUUAAACAACUCAACAAAACCUUCAUCAAUGCUAGCAGAAUUAGUGUUGAGAAGGCGAAGGAUUUCAGUGACGUGAGUAAACCAAGAGCUUGGAGCAAAUAUUCUAGUGACAGCUCCGCAUUCCAGAAGAAACACAAAGGGACUGAGGACCAACAGAGCGAUAAUGCCAAGAAUAUUGAGAAAAAAGAAAAGAAGAAAAAAUCCAGAGAGAAAGUGGUGGCUGAGAUGUUAGGAGAGUUGAAAGAUGAUCCUAAGUUUGAAGAAUUUGUACAAGCCCACCAGAGAAGUAGCAACAAGUCUUUGUGGGCAAACGAUGAGGUGAUGCCAAAACAAGAGGCUGUAGAGGAGGGAGACAGAAUGGAGGGAGAGGAGAGGAAGAGAACUGAAGAUGACAAGGAGGAUAAUGAGGAAGGCAAGGACAUCGAUGAAGAUUUGGAGGAAGAGGAUAUUAAAGAAGAUAAGGAUAAACUGGCAACGAAGAAGAAUGUAACUGAUUUGGAUUACUUGAGAUCUAAAGUAUCCAGUCAGGCCGUGUUUGAUGACAGCAGCUCAGACUCCGAGGAGGAAGAUCCCGAGACGAAAACCACGAAAACGAAGCUGACAGACAAACAGGUCGAGCCUGUCAAAACAGAACAGAAAUACAUGCUGAAAAUGCGGAACCUGCCUGUUUCAUCUGGUGAGAAGGCAAUCAGAGAGUUUUUUAAACCAAUUAUUAUUAAGGAUAUACGUUUGCCCCAAAACAACCAGAAGAAGCCUAUAGGAGUAGCCUAUGUGGACUUUUCCUCAGAAAAAGAUCUAAAUGAUGCCAUGAGAAGAAACAAGAACUAUAUUAAAAGUAAAAGAGUUUACUUGAAAAAAUGUGAGACAGGGGACAUAACUCAGCCCAAAGAGGAAGAAAAGGAGAAACAGAAUGAUACACAGUCUGCAAAUAAAAAGAAGUGGGAAGAACAUGAAGCUCAGAUGGACAGUGUUGCAGAGACAGGGAGACUGUUUGUUAGAAAUUUGCCUUAUAGCUGUACACAGGAAGAUUUAGAGGAAGUUUUUGGAAAGUUUGGACCCCUGGCUGAGGUUCAUCUAUCCAUUGACACUGUCACAAAGAAGAUUCGGGGUUAUGCCUUUAUUUUGUUCAUGAUGCCAGAGCAUGCAGUCCGAGCUUAUGAACAACUGGAUGGAACGGUGUUCAAGGGCAGGAUGCUACAUAUUAUUCCUGGUAAAGAGAAGCUGGAUGAGGAAACAGAACACUCAGAAGGGUCAUCUUUCAAGACUAAAAAAGCUGCAAAGCAGAAAGCUGAGGCAACAAGCUCCCAUAACUGGAAUACCUUGUUCCUUGGAGUGAAUGCUGUAGCUGAUGUAAUGGCAGCCAAAUACAACACAGAGAAAAGUCACAUUUUAGAUCCAGAAGCACCCCAAAGUCUUGGUGUUAGAAUGGCUCUGGGAGAAACUCAGAUUGUGGCAGAGACUCGGGACUUUUUAACGGAGAAUGGAGUUGUCUUAGACAGUUUUAGUCAGGCUGCAGCUCCACGUAGUAAGACGGUGAUCCUGGUAAAAAAUCUGCCAGCUAACACGGACCCUGAAGAUCUGCGGACCGUCUUCAGUAAACACGGAGCACUGGGGAGGGUCAUUUUACCUCCCUCUGGAAUCACUGCCAUCGUGGAAUACUUAGAUCCAACGGAAGCAAAAUUAGGAUUUAGAAACCUUGCUUACACCAAGUUUCAGCACGUACCACUGUACCUUGAGUGGGCUCCAAUGGAAGUUUUCCGAUCAUCAGUUGUCAAAACAGAAAAAGAAGACACUUCACAAGAUUCAGAAAUAGUCAAGAAAGAAGAGAAUGAAGAGGAGUCCUCUGAUGAAGAAGAAGACGAUGGAACCCCAGAACCUGAUUCUACUCUCUUUGUGAAAAAUCUUAACUUUACAACAACGGAGGAAAGUCUCAGAGAGAAAUUCAAGAAAUGUGGAAAAAUACGGUCAGUUUCAAUUGCAAAAAAGAAAGAUAUGAAGAAUCCAGGGCAGUACUUGUCUAUGGGGUACGGAUUUGUGGAGUUCCAGAGUAAGGAGAGUGCAAUGAAGGCCAUUAAAGAGCUCCAACACUCGGAUAUUGAUGGUCAUGCUGUGGAGUUAAAGAUCUCCAACAGGACAACUCUUACAAAGGAGAAACCAAGCACAAAGAAGAAACAAAAAGUGAAAAAGCAAACAACAACAAAGAUUUUAGUGAGGAACAUUCCAUUUGAGGCCAAAAAGCAUGAAAUAUAUGAACUUUUUAAGGUGUUUGGAGAACUGAAGUUUGUGCGACUCCCUAAGAAGCUUGGAGGGACGGGUUCACAUCGAGGAUUCGGAUUCGUGGAUUUUCUGACAAGACAAGAUGCUAAGAGAGCUUUUGAUGCCCUAUGUCACAGUACACAUUUGUACGGGAGGCGGCUGGUGCUGGAGUGGGCGGAAAGUGCCGAGGAUCUGGACCAGCUCCGUAAGAAAACAGCGGAACAUUUCCAUGAGGGUGGGCCAUCCAAGAAACUGAAGAAAUCAGCAAUUCUAGACAACCUACAAUCUUCAAAUUUAGAAUUUUAAUAGUUGCAAAAUACUGUGUUCAAGUUUUUAAUGACAUUAGUUCUGCUAUAACCUAAAAUAAUUUGUUAUUGUAUUUUGACUGUAUACAUUUCUCAAUGCAAGAACUUCUUAAACAUAAAUAUCUUUCUGUGGAAAAAUAUCC